Molecule: messenger RNA, 231 nt
Organism: Colletotrichum orchidophilum
Lineage: Eukaryota; Fungi; Ascomycota; Sordariomycetes; Glomerellales; Glomerellaceae
Exons: 3
Coding region: 1-231 (76 amino acids)
Source: RefSeq, a predicted model, not a curated record
AUGCUGGAAACGAUGGUGAAUGGAGGGCGGGACUUGAACAAGGCCGCACGGCACUAUCUCGGAUUGGUGGCUCACACAGGGAGAAAAGAGACGUUCACCUUCGCGAGCCCGAUGCAGGAUGAGCAGCAUUUCUGCCAGAGGCGAGCGAGGUGGGGCGACAUGGGAAAAGCGUCUAAUUGGCUCCUCGGCAGACUCCGGACCAAGGGUUCCACCGAGUUCAAAUCGCGCUAG